Molecule: messenger RNA, 5321 nt
Organism: Calidris pugnax (ruff)
Lineage: Eukaryota; Metazoa; Chordata; Aves; Charadriiformes; Scolopacidae
Gene: TRIM47
Product: tripartite motif containing 47
Exons: 6
Coding region: 372-1943 (523 amino acids)
Molecular function (GO): protein binding; zinc ion binding
Source: RefSeq, a predicted model, not a curated record
UGGAGACCGCGCCCGGGAGCGCCCCGCCGUCCUCCGCCGAGGCGUUCCGGUUGGCGUUGGCGGCUCCGGGAUUGCCCGACGGUCCUUUCUGUUGUCCCAUCUGCCUCGACCUCCUGAAGGACCCGGUGACGGUACCCUGCGGUCAUAACUUCUGUCAAGGUUGCUUGGGGGCUCUCCGUCAGCGCCCGGGCCCCCCCGACGGCAGCGGGGGGGCGGGCGGGGCUGCCCGCUGCCCGCUCUGCCAGGAGCCCGUCCCCGCAGCCUUGCGGCUCCGCAAGAACCGCGCCCUCUGCGAGGUCCUGCCGCUGCUGGCAGCCGCCGCCGCCGCCACCGCUUCGUCCCCUUCAUCCCCGACCCCCCCGUCCCCCCCGAUGGCACCGGGAGCCGAAGAGGAGGAUGCGGCGGGGGAGGAAGGAGCGCCGGUGCUGUGCGACGUCUGCCCGCCGGAGUCUCGGGCGGCGGCGGCGCGGUCGUGCCUGGUUUGUUUGGCUUCUUUCUGCGGAGCCCACCUGGAGCCCCACCGGCGGGCCCCCGCCUUCCGCGCCCACCGCCUGGUAGCCCCGUUGCGGCGGCUGGAAGAGGGGCUCUGCCCCCGCCACCUCCAGCCCCUCGACGGCUUCUGCCGGGUCGAGCAAACCUGCGUCUGCGCCCGCUGCAGAGCCCACGAGCAUCGCGCCCACGACGUGGUGCCCCUCGAGAAGGAGCGUGAACACAAGGAGGCCCAACAAGCCAAAUUUCUAAGCGAUGUGGAGAACGAGCUGGAGGAGCUGGCAGUCACCAUCGCGCAGGCCAAGAAGAUGGUGGAGCUCAUUAAGGGUGCUGCCACGAAGGAGAGGGAAAGAGUUGAGAAGCUCUUUGGAGAAGCCUCCGAGGUCCUGUCGACCUUCCAGAAGGAGGUGGCCAGUUUCAUCGAGGACGGGGAGCGCUCCAUGCUGGGGGAGGCCGAGGCCGAUCUGCGCUGGAAGGAGGAGAGGCGAGCCAAGCUGGCCCAGUGCAAGCAAAACCUGGAGAAUGUCCCCAGCACCGACACCAUCUACUUCCUCCAGGAAUUUCAAGCCUUAAAAGUAGCCAUGGAAGAAAACUUCUCCCCGGUGCUGAGUUUCCAGAAGGAGCUGAACUUCACCAAGUGCACCCAAGCCGUGAGCACCAUGAAGGACGUGCUCUCCGCUGCCUGCAAAAACCAGUGGGACCACUUGCAGGGGAAAGGAACGGAUGGGCUGAGUUUCCAGGAGACAGGGGAAGCGCCGGCCGAGUCCCGAUUUCCAGACAAGUCAAACAAUCUCGCCUGCCUGGAGAGCCGUGAUUACUUCCUGAAAUUUGCCUUCAUCAUUGACCUGGACAGUGACACGGCUGACAAGUUCAUCCAGUUGUUUGGCACCAAAGGGGCCAAGCGGGUGCUGUGCCCCAUCCCCUACCCCGAGAGCCCGACCCGCUUCAUCAACUGCGAGCAGGUGCUGGGUGUGAACCUCAUGAAUCGGGGCAACUACUACUGGGAGGUGGAGAUCAUCGAGGGCUGGGUCAGCAUCGGUGUCAUUGCUGAGGACUUUGACCCCCGGGUGUCCUACAACUGUGGGCGCCUGGGGAGGAACGAGAAGUCCUGCUGCCUGCAGUGGAACGGACAGAACUAUGUGGCCUGGUUUGGCGGCUUAGAGUCCGUCAUCCAGCAGCCGUUUUUCCACACAAUCGGGGUCUUCCUGGAGUAUUCGGAGAAGGCCCUGACCUUCUACGGGGUCAAGGACUCCAAGAUGACCUGCCUGCGGCAGCUCAAGGUCUCCCCUUUGGCCAAGGGUCAGUCUGACCCCUUCCAGAUCAAGAUCAACCGCCAAUUCGCCUCUCUUUUCGUGUGCAAGCUGAAACCAGCCUUCUUCCUGGAGAGCGUCGAUGCCCACCUGCAGAUCGGGCCACUGAAGAAAGAUUGUGUUUCGGUGCUAAAGCGUCGGUAACCGCCCGGGGAGCGGGAGCACAGGACAACCCAGAAGAGUCUCUCCUGUGUGUGUUGUCUCCCUCACAGCUUCCCUUUGGUAGCGUUGUAUUUCUCUGUGGCAGCCCUCCCUCCCCACUGGGUGCUGUUGGUGGCCCAGGGGUGGGUGACACUGGCCAGCGGGCAGAGCCCCCGGGCUGGGAGCCAGGCGGGAGCAGGAUCCAAGUGCCAUCUCUGCUGCUGGGCCACUGAGCCAACUUGGGCGAGUCUCUGUGCUGCUCCCUGCCCUUCAGUUUCCCUUUCUGGACAUGAGGGACGGGGAGACAGCCUUUCUUGGUAAAGCCCGUCGCUCAGGAGAAGCGCCGUGUAGAUUUGAAGCUGUGCCUUGGCCAGCUGCCGGGCUGCCAGGUCCCUCUCCUUAUUUUCUGCUCUCACUGCCCUGGCGACUUGCACGGAUGCUCUGCUUUGUGCCUUAUCUCCAUCUUUGUGUCGCUGCUGCUUUUUAAAGCUCCGGCUCAUCGCCACCUUCCACGUGCUCCUUAUGAAGUGCCUUGGAAGUAGCAAGCCUGGCACGGACCGGGCAAACCCCAAAGCUGAUGUGGUUGCUUCCCCAGUGCCCGCAUCGCUGUUGUGCCUUGGUGUGGGUGAGCAGGGUGCUCCGGGGUUGGGAGGACACAGUGGGGACCAGGGGGGACACAGUGUGGACUGGGGGGAUGCAAAGGAGCCUGGCUGGGUUCAGGAGUGAUGCUGCGGUGACCUCUCCCCACAGGGCUGACCACCAAUUAGUGCUGGAAACGUGAAACGAGCAUCUUUGCCCUCCCUCGUGGGUAUUUUGAUCACUGGCCUGUGGCUGGGCAUAUUUGGGAAAAGCCGUGGUCCCGCUUGUGUUGGAGCCCUGUGGCUGGGGGGGUAGUUCCCCACCACAGCCCAAAAUCCCAGCUGGGAAAGGGGAGAAACCUCCAAGCGAGAAGCAGCAGCACCAUUCCUGCCCUCAGAGGGCGAAGGGAGCAGCACAAAAGAGUUUUGAGGACGUGCUUUUAGAAAACACAUUCCUCGGGAACUGUUUAUAGAAGCUUUACAGCUUCCCCCCACGUUUUUGAUGACCCUCCUAUUUUAGGGGGGUUUUAAUAUUAAACUCCCAGCUCUUAAAGUAGCCUGGGCACACUGGAGCUGUACCCCUCAGCUUAGAGAGCUUUUUUAAGUGACAAAGAGGUGCUGUGAGUAUGUCCCAGGGACAAAUGGAUUGUUGUAGGGACAGCUGUGAGUGCAUCAAUAAAAGGUGCAGCCUCAGGCAGUUAUCGAAUGACCCUUUAGAUUCUGGCAAUAAGUAACAAUUAACAAAAAACUACUCUCAAGCAAGUGUCCCCUCCAGGAAAGGUGGAAACUUGAGGCUGAGAGCCAAAAAUGCCAGUUCACGUGUCCUAAGGGAGCUUUUCCAGAAGCAAAAUAGAGAAAUGCCGCCUGUAAGGGCGGCACAGUGCAGCCCCUGUCUCGGCGCAGCGUGCCUUUCCACAAGUUUAUUUUUCCUGGGAUUAGGUUGCUACCUACCUCCCGAAGCUCGCUUUACAGAAUUGUAGUGCUGUGUAAUAUAUACCUAGAGAGAAAAUAUAUUGGGUCCGUUUCUUUGCUGGCGUGAGUGAGUCAGCGGUGACGCAUCAACAGUCAACAGGGAUGGAAAAUGGCCCAUUUAGCUAAAUAUAUGAAAUAUGUACAUAUUCCCCAAAGGAUAAGCUGGAAUUCAUAGUGCUGUAUUCAGGGGGAGCCAAGGGAAAAAAGUGAACGUGAAUAAAAAGGCAGCCACAAAGCCGAGAGGUUUAAAGUUAAAGCCACGUUUACAUAAACACUGGGGCUUAAAGAGCUGCUUUACUGUAACUCGUUUGCCAGCGCUGCCAAUUAAUGCUGGUGCCAAGAGCUGCCGGUCCCCAGCCAUCGGCCACCGCUGGGGGCUCUCCUUGGAGGGGCUGAAGGGUCCGAUCACAGCUGCCCCCUCCCCAAAUUUCGGAGAGAUUUGAGGGCUUGACCAGGACAGGGCUGGAGAGUGGGUUCUGGGAGGGGAACCCCUGGGAUGUGCCUACAAAUCCCUCCUCUUCCUCCUCCUCCGCACGCGGCGACUCCUAAAAUCCCGCCGGCGGUGGGAAAAGGGGAGGUAGGGCUUCCAGAGUGAAACCUUCGGAUGAAAUCUUGGCCUUUCCCAGCCAGCCAGCGGGAACGCUGCCCGGACUUCUGUCCAGAUGGGAAUUCACUCCCCGUCUCCGCAGCUCCUGCCUCAAAACCGCUUUGUUUGGCUCCCGCCGGUCGCUCCCCUGCAAAUCUCAGCCCUCGCACGAGCUGUCAGCGUGACACAGCCCAGGCCUCGCCCCUGUUUUCUUAACACGGGCGAGGACUGGGGCUCAGAAAUGCCUUACCAGAUAAAAAAGGUAGGGACGUGACACAGCCCCCCUGCGUGGGCACAUCCCGGGAGGAAGAGGAAGGUACCCGUGACCUCUGCUGCACGCCUGCAGGAAGAGAUGUCGCAGGCGGGCUCCUGCCUCGGCUCUGUCUGGGCCCUAAAUCUCAUUUAUUCCGGCAAAACUCCCACCAUUCGUGGCCAGGAGUUUUUGCCAGAGUAAAUAGAGCGGAUCCAGGCCUUUGCCCCAUUUCUUUUCUCCGUAGGCGGACAGAUUGCUCCGUGGGGAAUGCCGUGCUCUAGCCACCCAUCCCUCCCUUCUCUCUGAGCUCCCUCAGGGUUCGGGAUGGUUCGGUGGGAUCCCACGCCUUUCCCUUUCCAUCCUGUAACCAAGGCGGGAGCAGCUCAGGAGGACACGUCGGGUGUUGGGGUUUUGCUGCUGGUUGUGCUGCUGCUUUUGCUUAAUUCGCCUUAAUUCCCAGCCCCCAGAGCUGGGAUGCUGAUACGCAGCUUUUCGGAGGGAUUUGAGGGCUCGACCAACCCUCUCCUUCCCACUGCCUGCUUUUAUCCGGGUGGGAAGCUCUCUAAAUCCUCAUGGUUUAGGGCAUGGAGCAAAUUCUGACCCAUUUAAGGCGGGAGCAAUCCUCCCACCCGGGGAGUUGGACCAGAGUUUGCUCUGGGUUGCCAAUAAUUUGGGGUCUAAACUGGAACGAUUAGGAAAUGUGCACUCUGCCAGCUCUGGAUCGCUGCAAACGGAGGGCUAAAUGCGGUGUGUGGUGAGUUUAGAUGGACAGAUAGCCUUGGCAAUUUAAAUUCCAUGUUCCCUUGAGUUAUUUCUGCUGUCACAGAGUGUUCCUCUUUUCAAUUAGGAUUUUUUUAAAUCGAGUUACUGUAGAGUAUUUUACAUGUGUGAAAAAUACAAACUGUAACAGAAUAAUAUAAUGAUGUUAGAGACUAUGAUUUACCAUUAAAUAUUACAUCGCUCUGGGUUGUUCUUUCCUUUAAAUACUAAAC